AUGAACCACAGCUCAAAUGAACCUGAGACCGAGAGCAUCGAACCCCUGCGCUAUCUCAGUAAGUCAGAGGUGGGAAACAUCGAGACUGAGCUGUUGAGAGAUUAUCGUUUUGGGCGUCAGCAGCUUAUCGAGAUAUGGGGUCACGCCAGCGCUAUCGCCAUCACUAAGGCCUUCCCGUUGACUUCUCUGAGUAAGAAGCAGCCCACAGUGCUGGUCAUUUGUGGCCCAGAGCAGAACGGAUCCAUCGGCCUGGUCUGCGCACGUCACCUACGUAUAUUCGAGUAUGAGCCCACUAUCUUUUAUCCCAAGCGUUCUCCGCUCAGCCUGCACCAGGACUUCACCGUGCAGUGUGAGAAGAUGGACAUCCCGUUCCUUUCCUACCUGCCCACCGAGGUUCAGCUGAUAAACGAUGCCUAUAACCUGGUGAUCGAUGCCAUUCUGGGGCCGGAGACCGAGCAGAGAGACGUGAAGGAGCCGUACAGUAGCAUCCUGCUCACCCUCAAGCAGAUUAAAAUCCCCAUCGCUAGUCUGGAUAUACCCUCAGGUUGGGAUGUUGAAGAAGCCAGUAAAGACGGGAUUAAUCCUGAAGUCCUGAUCUCCCUCACAGCCCCAAAGAAGUGCGCCACUGGUUUCUCGGGGAAACAUUUCCUCGCCGGACGCUUCCUCCCGUAUGACAUGCAGAAAAAAUAUGAACUCAACCUCCCAGAAUUCCCUGGUACAGAAUGUCUUAUAGAACUGUAA
This is a messenger RNA of Chanos chanos (milkfish), 741 nucleotides long. RefSeq names its product YjeF N-terminal domain containing 3 (gene yjefn3). The record is from RefSeq and is a predicted model, not a curated record. The transcript has 6 exons. Bases 1 to 741 code for a protein of 246 amino acids. Gene Ontology annotation, cellular component: mitochondrion. Gene Ontology annotation, molecular function: NAD(P)HX epimerase activity. NCBI's taxonomy places the organism in Eukaryota, Metazoa, Chordata, Actinopteri, Gonorynchiformes, Chanidae.